Molecule: messenger RNA, 1317 nt
Organism: Malassezia restricta
Lineage: Eukaryota; Fungi; Basidiomycota; Malasseziomycetes; Malasseziales; Malasseziaceae
Product: G1 S-specific cyclin Pcl5
Exons: 2
Coding region: 1-1317 (438 amino acids)
Biological process (GO): regulation of cyclin-dependent protein serine/threonine kinase activity
Cellular component (GO): nucleus; cyclin-dependent protein kinase holoenzyme complex
Molecular function (GO): protein kinase binding; cyclin-dependent protein serine/threonine kinase regulator activity
Source: RefSeq, a predicted model, not a curated record
AUGAGUCCACCUAGUAAGUUUACGUGCCCCUCUACAUGGCUAGUUCAAGACGUCAUGCAUGAAGGGCAUGAUGUCCACCGUUCGCAGUCCUCGCAGUCUACGUCGUCUACCACAUCAGAUGUAUCCACAGCGCUGUCGCGUACUGAUGUUUCGCCUUUUUCGCUAAACGGGAAUGGUAGUAGCACAGAAACCUCGCCAGCAACGUCUAGCUAUUCAAAUAAAACUAGGCGCCUUAGUGACGUUAUGGAUGCUGACCACGAUGAAUUCAUGAGCUCUAAUGCCCCUAUACCUUCGACCAAACGGCGAAAAUCUAGCCCUUUUACAAACCUUGCGUCGUCAUCGUCCACAUUGACCUUGCAAUGCCCAGAAACUACAGUGAAGCGGCCAGUUUCCAAUGAUGACCCCAAUGUCACGAAAUUGAACGAUAAUGUGACUAUGCAUCUUAGCCGCACCUUGUUUGUGGAAAGCCUAGUUGAAGCAGCAGUGGCAACGAUUUCGUCUACAUGGGGUCGGUUCUCACGAGAAAGCCGUGUGUGCGAACAAGACACUAUGUCGCAAAACAUUUUAUGCCCGAACAACCCCCUUCCCCUUGUCCUCUUCGUUCGCGAAAUCUUACGUCGCAGUCGCACUAGCUGCCUCACGCUCCAAGCUGCCUUACUGUAUUGUGCAAGGUGUAAAGAAUCCUUGAAUGAGAUGAUUGAUAAAGCAACUAAUCCGGUUUCAGGCGCGGGUGAAGCAUGUCGUGCGCUUUACACAGACACAUUCACAUCCUCACCACCCAGUUUGAAUCCGAAUUUUCAGCCUCCGUUGCCUUCAUUAUCCGUUCAAAGCAACGACUACGGUCCUGAGAGCCGGCCUACACAUAAGCCGCAACCGACGAUCCCAGUGCGAUCUGCAUCCCCACUGCUUUGUGGUCGGCGCAUGUUUUUAGCAGCUAUUGUUGUUGCUUCAAAGUUUCUUCAAGAUCGCACAUAUUCUAAUCGAACCUGGUCAAAGAUAUCCGGGCUUCGAACGAUUGAAAUUGAUCAAGUGGAACGCGUUUUUUUGAAGACUAUUCGGUACGACCUGGUCGUCAGUGAUGCUCUCUGGCGUAAAUGGACUGCGGACCUCUCUGUGUUUUGUUCUAACAAGUCGCCGUUUGUUGGAUUGGGGCAAUACUACGAGAAGCCCUUAACUGCUCCGGCCUCUCGAUUGCACCGUGUUACAUCAGAGAACGUGAUUGGUCAGGCGUUUCAGUUUGACUCUUCUUUGAACAACUCUCAGCCCAGCGCAGUUCUUGGAAAAAGAAUAUUUACUCGACAUGGUUCUAGUUUUUAA